CUUUCUAAUAAGUCGCUAUACUUGUAGAACUUGUUCUUACUUCACCGCGCUUAAAAAUGAGUAAAAAUGAAAGUUGCAUUGCAAUAAGGUGAAUGCUGGUGACUAUAGCAUGCGACGGCAUUCAGUCAGUCUCGUUGAAAUAAUUUACUUUAUUUGCAUUCACUAUGUAUUAUAAAUAUGUAGAUAAAGAAAUUAUAUGACAGUAGAUAUUGAUUGUCAGGUGUCAGAAAUUACUUUGAGACUUGGGAUAAUGUCACACAACUAAGACUGUAAUAAGGAAAUCAUUUAUUUAAUCAUGUUGGCAUGUAAAUUCUCUCAAGUAUUAUUACAGAAAAGUUCACUGAAACAAAUCCAAUCACAAAUUACAUGACAAAAACAUUGUUGGCUAAAAGUACUAUCUCAUAAAAUACUCAUAGGUUAUAAAAACUGGUAUAUCAAACAUUUCAUAAAAUGCAGGAAUAUAUGCACUUAUGGAAAGGUGUUGAUAAAGUAUCAUACACUUUUGGUGAUAAGCCAAAUGGCAUUAUUUGCAAAUUGGUUACUAUCAAAGAUCGUAUUUUUGUAAUGACUACCUCAAACAACUUAUAUCAUGGAGAAGUAUCAUUUAUGGAAAACAGUCCUCCAACAAUAAUUUUCAAAAGAGCUCAAUUUGAUGUAUUUGACGUGGCAUCCAAUUCGGAGCAUUUAUUUAUUGUAGAUAAUAACGGAUAUGUUCUGAAAAUAAAUCCUCAGGACAUGAGUAUAAUAGAUAUAAUAAUUCUGAAAAAAGAAAUUAAAUGUUGUAGUCAUGGAUAUAGAGAAGAAAAUGAAGUUCUUAAAAUAAAAUCAAUAGCUGUCAAUGAUCAGACAGCAUUAUUUGUAACAGAAGAAGGACAACUUUGGGCUACUGGAAAUCAGUUGCAGAUAGAUAUUAAUAGCACAGAGCCUAAAAAAGUUAAAUUUUUUGAAGGUAGAACUGUAUCCACUGUUUCGUGUGGUUCUAAUUUUAAUGUAGUCGCUGUAAGAAGAACACCAAAAACUAUGAAAGAUGAUACUGAUAGUGAAAAUGAUGUGGAAGAUGUUUUUGUUAAUUCAUGCCCACAAUGUCUUAAUACUGUAUUAAUAAGUCCUACAAGUGUGACAUCAUCGGAUACCUGUCCAGUUGGACUUCAUGCGCAACAUUUCAGCGAAGACCGCUCAAGCACUUCCACUAGUGCUUUAUCAAUUGCCAGUAAAGAAUAUGAUCCUGUGUCUCCUUCUGAAAUUACUAAAGCAGAACAUACAUCUAAGAUAAGCGGAAAUGGAGAACAGUGUUCUAACAAUACUACAAAUUCUGAUAAAGAGGAGAAGAAAAGUGUUAUUUUUAUAAACACAGAAGCUGCAAGACAGUUUCUAACUAGGCAACUGUCAUGGGUUUCUUCAUAUGGAAGUGUUAAAGAGGAUAUACCCCUAGAAAGUAUCGAAAAACCAACAAGAUUAAUCAAGCAAAAUGUAUCCAAUGUAGCUAGUUUGGUAUAUGAAGGUGUAAAAACUGUGGGUGGUAAAGUUGUUACAUUAUCUAGACAUAUGAGUGGAAGUUCAGACAUUAAUGAAUUAAAAAUUGACAGUAAUGAACAUAUAAAAGAACAAGAGGAAGAAUGCUCAGGUCCUGGUGCCACUAGUUUGGCUCUAAGUUUGCGCUGCGAAGAAUUUCCAUGGUCAUCAAGUACUGGUUCUUCAGAGCAUGAGUUAUCGCAACAGGGCUUAAAUGAAAGAAUUAAUAUGUUAACACGUACUGGCAGCAAUAUUUUGUCAACUGAACUAUGGACAUGGGGUGAUGUUGAAUUUGGACAGCUAGGAACAGGAGAUACCAUUAAACGCUCACGACCUGUUUUGGUUGCAAAACUUAGUAAUGCUGGACUUAGAAAAAUUGUAUGCGGUGCAUUUCACAUACUUGCCUUAACACUAGAUGGAAGGGUCUUUGCUUGGGGAAGAAAUAGCAGUAAACAAGUGACAUUAGAAUCGGAUACUCAUCAAAGUGCACCUAAAUUGUUUUCCACUAACUUGUCUACAAACGAGAGGGCUAAAGAUAUAGCAGCUGGUAGUUUCCAUAGUUUAAUAAUGAUGCAUCAUGGUUUAUAUUUUAUUGGAAAGUCAAGUAAAACUGGAGACAUGUUUCACCUUAAUAUCGAAAUGAGUAAUGAAUGCAGUAUAACUCAAAUUCUUAGUUCUGGAGAAUAUAGUUGUUGUUCAAUAAUAAAUGAACCUGUAAUAAAUAUAUCCGAAGAUUUAAUAAGUGAUCAAAUUUUUUUGGAAGAAAUAUUGAUUAUUUAUCAAAAUUUAAUUAAACCGUUUCAAAAAAAGGGUGGCGCUACGCAAGAAUCUAAUGUUUAUGAAACACUGUGUAGAUGUUAUACAGAAUUGUUAAGUUUCAGUGUAUUAAAUGUUAUUAGUUUGUGGAAUUACUUCAAUCACAUUGGCGAGGCAUAUGAAGUGGUAGUUAUUGCUAAUGUUGAAGAAUACAUUACUGUAUACAAAUAUUACUUAAAUGCAAUAUGUGAUGUUAUUUCUUUAAGUGGAUUUACAUAUAUCGCAAAAAUAAUUGAAAUACCGCGAAUAAUAACAAAUUUAUUUGUUGACAAAUUAAAAGGUACAGAAAAUAAGAAAUUUGCCAAUGAAAUUAUUACUACUAUGGCAUUACAGUAUCCAUUACAUAAAUUAAAUAGGUACAAAAAUAUGAUUUUAAAUUUAAUAAAGUGUAAUGGUACAAGAAUGGGUAUAGAACGAUUACAAGAAGCUCUAGUGAAAUGGGAACAAUUAUGUUUGGAACAAGAGAAACUACAAAAAGAUGCUGAAGCAACAAAAUUGUUCUGGGAAAAUUCUGGCAAAUUAGGAGAAGUUUUAAGGUCUCCUAAUAGAAGACUUAUAAGAGAAUCGCGAACACAUCCUAUAGCAAUACUUAAUUCUGGAUUAUUUUCUACUCAUUGGUUUGUCUUAUUAACUGAUAUAUUUAUUCAUGUUACUGGAACUUCUCAUACAGUUCAUCCACUUCAAACUUUAUGGGUAGAGGCUUUAUCAGAUUCUGAAACAGUACAAAAUGCUAUAUCCAUAAUAACACCAGAAGAUACAUUUGUGUUGUAUACUCCAACAGUCUGUGAGCGUAAUGAAUGGUUACAUGCUUUGCAGAAUGCUAUUAAAUGUAGUUUGCAUAGAGUUGUUGGACAUGUACUACCAAUAGUACGCUCUAGUUCCUUUAGUUUUACGAAGCACUCUAUUUUCAAAGAUGCAAAAUACACUGGGCGUUGGCUAUACGGAAAACCACAUGGCUUUGGAAAAUUAGAAUGGUCUGAUGGUCGCAUAUAUAGAGGCCAGUUUCAUAAAGGUGUUUUACAUGGUACUGGAAAAUUAGAAAUUCCAUUACAGAGUACAUAUGAAGGGCAAUGGAAAGAUGGUCAACAAACUGGAUAUGGAACAUUGAAAUACAAUAAUGGAGACUUUUACGAAGGAUAUUUUAAAGAUGGAUUACCACAUGGUCAUGGAGUUAAAACAGAAGGUUAUUUUAUGACAUCUGUAGCAUCUGUUUACAUUGGAGAAUGGGUAGCAGGUGUCAAGCAAGGCUACGGAAUUAUGGAUGAUAUUAUAGCAGGUGAAAAAUAUUUAGGAUCUUGGAGUAAUAAUAUGAAACAUGGUUGUGGGUUAAUUGUAACAUUAGAUGGUAUUUACUAUGAAGGAGUUUUUAUGCAGGACGUUUUAACGGGUCAUGGAAUCAUGGUAUUUGAAGAUGGUACUCACUAUGAAGGUGAAUUCAAAUCAGCUGGUAUCUUUUAUGGAAAAGGUACAUUAACAUUCCGAACUGGUGAUCGAUUGGAAGGAAAUAUGAAUGGAGUAUGGGAUGAGGGUAUAAAAGUUAUUGCAACAUUACAUAUGAAUAAUGCUACUGAAAAUGUGCAAACCAAUACAAAACCAAUGUCAUUUGGAAAGUUAUGUGUAUCGCCAGAUCAAAAAUGGAAAGCCAUAUUUAAACAUUGUUAUCAGCAACUUGGUAUACUUGAUCCAGAUUCGAAAGCUACGAAUGUAGCAGAUAAACGUCUAGAAACGCAACGUGCAUGGCAAAAUAUUGCUAGCAUUAUAACUAAAUUCCGCCAAAAAACAUUACAUCGAAAAUGUGUCUCGAUUCAUACACCGAUUACCAACGAAACGAAUAUAGAAAUUACCGAUGAACUAGAUAAAAUUUUUAAUUUUGACAAAGAAAAAUUGACUGAUAAAUCCUACAAUGAUAUUCAUAAAUAUUUGGUUAAAGCAUUUGAAUGUCCACAUCAUCCGUUAGGUAUUUUGUUAACAGAAGUUUCUGCUGUAUACACAGCUACGUAUGGUGGUGUAAGAGUUCAUCCUUUGUUACUCACUCAUGCUAUAUCUGAACUUCAUAGUAUUACAACAAGAAUAUAUGAAAUAGUUACUUUAUUGUUUCCCAUAUUACCAUCUAAUGGAGAAGAGUAUGUAUUGGAAACAGAAAAUGGAGAAGAAGGGCAAGUUAUAAGUACUACUGCGAUAAUGCAUCCAAUAAUAUUACCUCGCGUGCAUUCUGUACUUUUUGUACUAUAUGCUCUACAUAAUACAAAAGAAGAUGAUGCCUAUUGGGAAAGACUGAUGAAAUGGAACAAGCAAUCAGACACAACACUAAUGGCAUUUCUGGAUAUUGACCAAAAAUUUUGGAAGAAUGCAAAUAUGAUGAAGCUAAACGAAAACAGGUUACAGUAUCAAAAUGAAUCAUAUUUUAAUGAUGCAAUAGAAACUUUGCAACAAUUGAAAACGACAUUCUCCCCAUUAGAAAAAUUAUUGGUGAUUAGAAAUACAUUUGAACAAAUGACCCAAGCAGUACAAAAACAGUUGGAUUCCACAUAUUUAUGGACAAUGGACGAAUUAUUUCCUGUUUUUUGUUUUGUCGUCGUACGAGCUAGGAUAUUACAAUUAGGCAGUGAAAUACAGUUUAUAGAAGAUUUUAUGGAACCUUCUUUGCAAAGUGGAGAACUUGGUAUUAUGUUUACCACUUUUAAGGCAAGUUACUAUCAAAUACUGCAAGAAAAAGUUAAUGUAGGUGACUAAAAAUAUAAAAACUCAUAAUUUUAUAUAUAAAUAAAAGGAAUACAUUCUAAUAACUUCUAGAACGAUAAAUUAUUAAAAAAUAAAUACAAGCAAAUAAAAUUCAGCAAGCCAUAAAAAAGUACCUUAAAAAUUAAUGUUAUUAAGUUACAAAAACAAUGUAAUUUAAGGAAGUGUAUGAAAUCUGAUAAAAAUGAUUAUUAAUUUUAAUUAGUAUAAAUGCAACUGGACAUUACAGUGCAAGUAGUAAAAUUGUGUACCUACCACAUUAUAAUAUAAUUAUCCAUAAUGUUAUAAAUGUACAGUAUAUAUAAAAUUAAGUCAUUGAUCCAUUAACUUGGUUCUACUACUUUUUAUCUAAGAGGCUUAAAUAUUUAUUUAUUUAUUUAUAUUAACUAUACAUAAUUUUCCCAGAUAUAUUAUGUACAAAUUAAAACUUUAUAUUGUAAUCAAAUGUAUUUUAUAUUUUAAUGUAAUUUUUAAUUUCACUGUAUAUUGUGUUAAUUUUCAU
Nomia melanderi (Alkali bee) is the source of this 5569-nucleotide messenger RNA. It is a transcript of the gene Als2, whose product is annotated as Amyotrophic lateral sclerosis 2. Gene Ontology annotation, cellular component: intracellular membrane-bounded organelle; cytoplasm. Gene Ontology annotation, molecular function: small GTPase binding; guanyl-nucleotide exchange factor activity. Gene Ontology annotation, biological process: regulation of GTPase activity; endosomal transport. The record is from RefSeq and is a predicted model, not a curated record. Lineage: Eukaryota; Metazoa; Arthropoda; Insecta; Hymenoptera; Halictidae.